AUGUAUGUCACGUCAUUCGCAAAUACAGAUGCGAUGUGGAACCCUCAUCCCGAGGGGAUCUGGGAGUUGCAUGGGUAUGAGCUCAAGGUGGUGGACGCUACAGAAGUACAUAUAGCCAAAAAGCAUAAACACUACACGAUGGAGGUUGUUGAUAGAGAUCAGGGUAGAGAACGUCGCGAGAAACGAGCAGAUUGCGAACUGUGGCCAUCUGAGCGCCAAUUGGAAGGGUGGCAGAGAGCAAUCAUGUCCGUAACCAUAGCGGUAGCAGCGUUAGACUUGAUUUUGCUUCUGUAUGCUAUAGAAGACACACGAACACUGAUGUCAAGGCCGCGGACAAGGGUGAGAUCUGCUUAG
Sphaeroforma arctica JP610 is the source of this 354-nucleotide messenger RNA. RefSeq lists its product as hypothetical. NCBI's taxonomy places the organism in Eukaryota, Ichthyosporea, Ichthyophonida. The record is from RefSeq and is a predicted model, not a curated record. Bases 1 to 354 code for a protein of 117 amino acids. The transcript is spliced from 2 exons.